AUCCAGUCAACCAACAUUGCCAAGAGGAAGGACCAUCGCCACCAGAGCUCAUUUGUUCAACGGAAGUCUGCAGGUAUGAUCCUACGAGAUGUAAUGUUUGUAAUACGACGAAGUGGCCACCAAAAGCGGGGUUGAUCAUUUUGCAACGAUGAUAAGAAUUACUCAUUUCCUUAUCAUAUUACAAAUCUCGCACAAUAUCACUUCUUCUUAUACCUCUGUCACAAUCCAAAGUUGAACCAUCAAAUUACACAUACACAUAUAUGCACACAGAGCUACAGGUAUAACUACAAUGGCAGGAAUACAACGAGCUCUCGACACAGGCGCAGUACCAGGUCAUAUUUCCAAUGUCUGUCCCCCUGGAACGAAAGCAUAUCUACUCGAACUCGGAUGGCUGGAAUGUGAUGAAGGGUUUGUAGUGAGAGGUGGUAAUACAUCAUUGAAAUCUACAGAAGGAGAGAACUUUGUGAACAAAAGAAGAGAGUUACCAGUGUAUGCUGUUCUUAUUGACCAUCCUUUUGAAGGUGUAAUACUCUGGGAAACGGGAUGUGGAGCUGAUUAUCCCACGGUUUGGGGUCCAGAUAUAGUGGAUGUUUUUGCACGGGUCAAGUAUGAACCUAGACAUGAACUGAAAGCAGCAAUUGAAGCCACGGGACACAAAUUGGAGGAUGUUAAAAAAAUGUAAGAUCUUACACCACCUCUAACCAACGCAUGGAGAAGAUAUACUCACAUGAUUGCAGAAUUCUCGGUCACAUGCACUUGGAUCAUGCAGGUGGAUUGGAUCAAUUCUUGGACAGAAAAGAUGUCGAGAUCUGGGUACACGACAAGGAGUUGAGGUCGGCAUUUUGGUCAGUUGCUACUGGUGCGGAUGCAGGCGUUUACUUGCAGCAUUAUAUGGAUGUAAGCUCGAUCUUUUAUUCUUCCGGGAAGUAUCACAAGUGCUGAUGUCAAGAAGUUAUCCUUGAAUUGGAAAACGUUCGAUGAAAGAACCUUGGACUUUUGUCAGGGAAUUACUCUUCAUCAUCUUCCAGGUCACACGGAUGGUCUUGUGGGAAUGCAACUAAACCUUCGUGAAACCGGAACGUUUAUAUUUAUCAGUGAUCACUGCCACGUCAUCGAAAAUGUAAGGACCUGCAUCCGUUAAGAUCAAUAUCCUGCUGAUAAUCUAAUAGUGGCGAGAUGGAGUACCUCAGGGAUGGCUCGCACGGUAUGAAAUGCUCGAUACUAACGAAGCAGACUACAAGCUAACAUGAAGCUACAGUGAUCAUCCAGCCUGGUUCCAAAGUACCCAGCGAUUGAGGCGUUUGGAAUCUACCACCAAAGGUCAAGUGAUACCAGGGCACGAUAAAGAAACAUUCUUGCAACUUCAAGGUGAUAUCAAUAGUAGAGGGGGUUAUCUAGAGUAACCACAUUCCAUGGCGCUCAAAGUAAGCAAAAUAUGUGGAUGUCAGGCCACAUCAGGGUCUGUAUACAUCUGUAGAACAAGCGACAUAUUCUUCUCUGGCAUGGCUGUAUUAUUUUUACCUUUACUUCUGAAAUUGUUGCAGUAUGAAGGGUUUGGUUAUCGGAUUUUGAAAAGACGAGGCAAUCCACACCUGUCACUGGCGACUGCCACAUUCAUAUUCUAGCACCUAUCUUUAGGUGAGCCAAAGAAGACAUAUGGUAAGGUCUGAGCUCUUUCACUAUGCUUGAUACUGAAAAAGUGAAACUUCAGAAGCAAAGAUCCAUCAUAUAAAAGUACACCUUGGGGGUGUACAGAUGUAAGCUUAUUAGAAAAGAAUGGGGUCAAAUGAGAUGGCCAGGUCGUUCGUGUAGGUUGUUUAGAAAAAGAAGGUUUCUAUUUUCCUCUGGCAGUUAUGCCACUCAAGGGAGGCGAAACAUGAAUACAUCAUACAGGGGAUUUUGCAGUAUCUGAGGAGUAUGCAUAGUACUUUUAUAUUCAUGAUUUGAAGAAAUACGAAGAUAGUAUGAACCG
This is a messenger RNA of Sclerotinia trifoliorum, 1972 nucleotides long. The record is from the annotation of a GenBank genome assembly. Lineage: Eukaryota; Fungi; Ascomycota; Leotiomycetes; Helotiales; Sclerotiniaceae.